Molecule: messenger RNA, 1542 nt
Organism: Drosophila ananassae
Lineage: Eukaryota; Metazoa; Arthropoda; Insecta; Diptera; Drosophilidae
Gene: mav
Product: bone morphogenetic protein 5
Exons: 3
Coding region: 1-1308 (435 amino acids)
Biological process (GO): BMP signaling pathway; SMAD protein signal transduction
Cellular component (GO): extracellular region
Molecular function (GO): growth factor activity; cytokine activity
Source: RefSeq, a predicted model, not a curated record
AUGGUUUCUCAUAUGGUUUGUGUGGUCAACAUAAGUCAGAAUGAAUACUCUAACAAAUAUAUUGAGUAUUUAGCUCGUCAAAGAAGAAAUAAAGAAGUCAACGGCGGUGGACAACACAACAGAAAUUCGGAGCUAUUUCCCUUUAAGGAACUUCGUCUACUAAGCAUUGUUUCCAAUAGUUUUAAGGAUAUAAGUUUUAAACGAUGGCGACCGAAAAGAUCUUUUAAUAAUUUAAGCAAGAGUUUGGCCAAAACUGGAAAUUUAAAUGGAGACUCUCGAUUUCGAAAAAUGAGUAAAACAAACAUUAUUUUGAAUUUUUCUCUGUUUGAAUUAAAUCAGGCACACUUUCACCAUAAUAAAAUUGAUGAAGCAAAUGUAAGACUCAUGAUUCUAUAUAGUUCAGCACUGACAUCUUAUGUGCGACGAGGGAAAAAUAAACUCGUUGACAGCCGCGGUAAUUUUGUGAAAACUAAUAACAAUUGUACCAUGGCAUAUAUUAAGUUGAAUCAACCGAAAGAAUACAAAACACGUGUUCAAAGCCGUCAAAUAAAUCUUAAAGUAUAUCAAAUUUUAUCGACUACUAAACGAAGAUUGUUGACAUCUCGAAAGAUAGAGUUCGAAAGUCUUAAUUACGAAGAAACUCGUACGCAGUGGAUCGAAUUUGAUGUAACAAGAGCAGUUCGUAAUUGGUUAAACAAAAGCCACGAACAUUUAUGUAUUGAAAUUGAGUGCGAUAAAUGUAAAAGUAUAGGGGUUCGUAUACUUAAUGACGUUAGUUCCUCAACUUCGUCUGCAUUUUCGCCAAACAUUCAAAAAUUUAAUAUAAUGCCAGUUUUAAAUAUUAUUGGACAAGAAGUUCAUAGCAUCAUGUUAACUAAAAACAGCAGUGAGGAAUACGUUCACCAUCGAGAUAACUAUGAUAUCGACUUUCCUAGGGAAACAUUGAAAAAUAAUUGUUAUAAAUUACACCAACGUUGCUGCAGACAUAAAUUAGACGUUGUUUUCAAAAACAUUAAAGGAUUUGAAUUUAUAUUACAGCCAAAAGUGUUCGAUGCUGGCUAUUGUCACGGGCGCUGUCCGCCACGUCACAAUCCUGCCCAUCAUCAUGCUUUAUUACAAAGUUUAAUAUGGCAAGAUGAUCACACCAGAGCCCCUCGCCCUUGUUGUGCCCCAUCAAAACUUGACAUCUUAGAAAUUUUGCAUGUAGACGAAGAAAAUAACGAUAAAUUAAAGAUUUCAACAUGGACCGAUAUGCAGCGGUACCGUAAAAGAAGACACAGCUGUUUCCAGCCCGUUCCGUUCUGCUAGUAGCCGCAUUUAGCACAGCGAGGUAAAAUUAAAGAAUAAAAACUUAUUUGAUUUUCUGCAUUCACUUUAGAUACUUAAAAAAUAUUCCAUCAAAUAAAAAACCUUUUGUUGUGACAAAACUAAAAACCAAAGUUCUGCUUAGGGGUUCUGCUUCAUAUCCAACAAGAAAGGGCGGGGCCGAAGUUGACCCUUGCAGUCAGGUAGCGGCUUCAAAUCGGAUAACUUUGCCCAAAA